AUGCCACCGGAUUCGCAACAUCCUUACAAGCGGACAGAAGCCGUAUACGAAAGGGGUAAAUACAAUCACAAGACCCGCAUGGGCCUCAGCAAGCGUGUUAUGGGUACACACGUGACGUAUAGGGAUGCUAUGCUGGUCAAUAAGUUUGAACCCGAUCCUCCUAAAUUGGAGGUUAAAUUUAAAACAACCAGAUAUAGCGUAAAUUUAUUUUCUAAAUUUUUGAACGCUGCUCCUUUUGUUAGUCAAAGGAUUGCUUACUGUUGCAUUCAUCCUCCAUUUUGUUGUUGCGUUUCAAUAGUGUUAGGAAGGGAGCUUAACACUAGACUUCAUUGUCAUUUCUUCCCCGAGCUUCAUCUUUCAAAAUUGUCCCAGGAGGAGAGGGAGUUGAAGCAGGAGAGGAGAAAGCAGUCAAACAGAGAAUCUGCCAGAAGAUCCAGGUUACGAAAACAGGCUGAGACUGAAGAGAUUGCUAUCAAAGUCCGAACUCUAACUGCUGAGAAUACUACCCUAAGAUCAGAAAUUACUCUGUUAACUGAAACUUCUGAUAAACUUAGAUUACAAAACUCUGCUCUAAUGGAGAAAUUGAGGAUGGUGCAACUAGGUCAUGAAGAAGAUACGAUGGCUGACAGAAUAUAUGACAACGAGGCACCAUCUAUUGUGAUAAAGAAUCUUUUAUCGACAAUAGAUAACUCCAGCCCUACUUGUGGUGCCUAUCAGAUGGAGGAUGAUGAGUCUUAUGACAGCUCCAGUGGCAAACUGCAUCAGCUCCUUGAUUCAAAUACUAAAUCAGAUUCCUCAACUGCAAGCUGACAUUACUCAGCUAUUUGAUAACAAGGUGAUUCUUGGUAUGAAAAAGUGGCACUGGGAAACUACUAACUGUCAAGGUAUGUGGAAUGGAUUGAGGCAUUGUUCAACUUGGGUUGAAAUAUUCUCAACGAAAAAUGGAAAGAAAAGAUUGGGAUGAUAUCCCCUCAUCAAAACUUAUGAUUUAAGUUUUGUGGAUGAAUAUUAACAUAUUUUUUACUCCGACUUUACUUAUUUGUGCACUAUAACAUAUGUAAGAUCCGUUCAUGGUGUUUAUGUUUUUCAAACCCAUGUUGCCGGCGAUCAUAAAUCACAUCCACUGAUGUAUAUUUAAGUUGAAAGAAAGGUACAAGGCGUGAUCAGCUUCUGUUAUGACUA
Dendrobium catenatum is the source of this 1182-nucleotide messenger RNA. Its product is annotated as common plant regulatory factor 1-like. Gene Ontology annotation, cellular component: nucleus. Gene Ontology annotation, biological process: regulation of DNA-templated transcription. The record is from RefSeq and is a predicted model, not a curated record. Bases 1 to 810 code for a protein of 269 amino acids. The transcript has 5 exons. Lineage: Eukaryota; Viridiplantae; Streptophyta; Magnoliopsida; Asparagales; Orchidaceae. Gene Ontology annotation, molecular function: DNA-binding transcription factor activity; sequence-specific DNA binding.